AGCAGCAAACUGACAAGUGUUAUCAACAAGGAAGCAAAGUAAAAAGCAGCUGAUUGGUGCUGCAUGCUCUUGCUUUUGAAACUAGAUUUGGAUACCAUGGAGUCGGCAGCAGGCACAAUGCUGAACAAAAGAUGUGAUUCCAGAAAAAAUGGGGUUACAGGCUUGCUUACAAGGCGCCUUUGGAAGGCCUUGCAUCUGUCUUCCCCCAUGGCUCUUUCCCAGCGCUGUACAGGUUCUUGCCCAAACUUGAUGAUGAACAAGAACGAAGCGCUGGAGCAAAAGAGCAGCAGAGAAGCCUCUUCCAGAUCCCAGUCAAUGACGAAGGCUCACCGGGCACUGUGUUUAUCUCUCUCAUCAGAGAGUGCCAGGCAGUACCACGGCCUGGUGUCUCCAGAGAAUCUUGAUGCACAGAUGAAGCAAGCCCACAGCAGUGGGGCAGCCAGCAGCACAGGUUCGCUGGAGCGGGCAUCUUUGUUCUGUGCUUCUGCCUCCAGGUCCUUGUCCAAAUCCACCAUGCCCAAGCCAGGGGAUUCCCUGUCCAAGCCCCCGUCUUCCAUCCGGUCUGCCUUGUUUUCUCCAUUGCUGCGGAGCAACAACAGCCUUGAAUCUGAUUCCAGCCCCUUGUCUGCUUUUGGCUCCAAGAAGUGCCGCCAUGGGAAUCUGAAAUCAAGGGCCUCCGGGGAGGCGAAGCCAGGGGGCGGACAGGGCUUCAGCGCCUCUGAGCCGGUCAUCAGCAAGGUAACAGACUGCAUCUACGUGGGGAACCUCCACGCAGCUUACAGCGGGCGGGCGCUGUGCAAGAACAACAUCGACAGCAUCAUCGACAUGAGCAGCUUGCCCGGGGACUACAGGCUGAGCUUCAUCCCCUGCACCUGCGGCCGGGGACCCCAGCACAGCUGGCCCCGCCUCAAGGUGUACCUCCAGGGGCCCUUGGAGGAGGACUGCCCGUCUCUGCAGCAGCCGUGCUUCUGGGACAUCAACGAGUGCAUUGAAGCCUCUCUGGAGAAAAGGAAGCGGGUGCUGAUUCACUGCAGGGACGGCUACUCCUUGGCUCCCACCUGUGUCAUCCAGUACCUGAUGGUCAAGCACCACAUGAGGCUGCUGGCUGCUUAUGAGUUGGUCAGGGCCAGGUACCCCGUGAACAUCCAGGAAUGCCACCGCAACCUGCUGGUGGGUUUGGAGAGAGCUCUGUGGCCAGGAGAGGUGGACGUGGAGUGCUUUAAACAGGCCAUGUCGAGGAAAGUGGCGUGGACGUAGGGCCAGGCUAGAAGGUGGCAGUUCCGGGCAUUUAAAGCAGGAGCGCAGAACCACUUUCAGCCUGGGGGGUCGCGUUCCAGCGGUGCAUGGGGCCGGAGAGGUGAAAGGGGUGGGGCCGAAAAUGCAAAUACUACCAGCAUAUUUGAGCUUAAAUCUCUUGCUGCCAGUAACGAAGCCUUAGCAGAAGCAUUUCAACUAUUUAGAAUUGGGGGGAUGGGUGGGGACUGCAUGAAAGCCAGGAAACCAUCAAAUGAUGGGUGGUUGGUGGAAAGGGGGAAGGGCCAUCUGGGGAAUCCCAGAGGGCUGGAUGGUUUUGCAUCCCUGGCUUAAACCCAGAAUGGCCUCAAUCAUGUAGAAAGAGCAGGGAGCAGGUGGGCUGGCAGUGGGGAAGCCUCCCCUGUCUCCCAGCACAUGUUUUUGCAUUUAGUAAGCUGCAGGCAGCGGGAGGUUCCUGUGUUGUUCAUCCACACACUCUUUGUGCUUUUAAUAUUGAACUCCACCUUCGCUUUGUCUGAGGCAUUCCAUGUUUAAACCCAUGGAAGUCCUGCUGUCGUGUCUAGUUUGGUCCUUUGAGAAGAUACAACGGAAUACAAUAUUAUACUAUAAGGUACUAUAAGGUUCCAUGUUGGCACUGAAAUGCAGCCUGAGCCUGUUCCACAAAGCCAUAAGUUUCUACGUCCAUUCUGGUGUUUUUGAAUAUAAAGGAGCUGCCGUAUACCAUGUGAGAUUGUUGGUCCAUCCUCAACUAGAAGGUUCUUUUGCAGCCCGGCUCCUUGAAAUCCUCCAGUGAGAGAUGCUAAGGAUUGACUUUAUACAUGCAAAGUAUGUGCUUUAUGUUGGAACUAUGGCCAGGGUUGUGUGUACUCUGUGCUUAAAAGGUGCAUUUACCCUGCAAUGUUUACUAUUUUUCAUGUGUGUUUACUAUUUUUCAUGGGGAAGGACAAGGAGCUAUACUGGGCACUGAAGCUACACCCCCUAAUUAAUGGUGAUCACCGUGAUCUUAUUCAGCAGCUCUUCUGAUUUCUGAAGUUGUCAGGGCUGGGCCACAGGCAACAGUCCAUGGUGAUCCAGGACACUGGAACCUGACACCAUGUGACAAGUCAGUUGUCAGGGCCCAAGAAUAACCAAGAAUAUGCUAGUGUUCAGGAAGACCUCGUUGUCUGAGCAUGGCUCAACUGGAACAGAACAUCCUCUUAUACUCCUUCCUGUUCAGGAGGAACCAAUGACCAACCUGGGUGGGUGGAGUGAGUCCAGGGCCUAAGGGAACUUCACUCAGAAACUGCCACCUGCAGUUUAGUGGUUCAUCACAUGGGGAACUGAACAUAGAUCCAUCAGCUCCUGAGACAAGUUAACCAGGCACUGCCCAGACACUUCAAAGCACAUCUCUGCAAUCAUAACGGCUAUAAAGUUGCUUUUUUAAAUAAAUAAAGAAAUCUUUAUUUUCUCAGGAAGUUAAAUUAUGCAUCCCAUACUGCAAUCUGUGGCUUUUCCGUGCUCCCAAGAAAUCACAAUUUGCACCAUGCUCUUAUGGCUUCUCACUUAAUGUUGAAUAUACAUACAAGUUCCUUAAGGGUAUUUCCAGACAGAGGGCUCCUAACACUACUUCUUCUGCUGUAACCUAGAAGCAGAAUUGCAGUUGACCCUCCACAGUUCAAUGGAUCUGUUGCUUUUCUUUUUUCUUUUAGGUGUGUGCAUCUUGCUAUGUUCCAUCCACAUAAGUGGGGGCAACAUAGUCAUUUGGGCAGUGUUGUCUCGUUCUCCCACCCCUCAUUGUCACCACUUCCUUCUGACACUGAGGCUUCUCAGGUAUUUUUGUCCUGUGUGUGUGUCUAUGUGUGUGAUUCGCAGCUUUGGGUGCAGGUGUGUGUGAAGUUCAAUAAACCUUUGUAAUCUUUGGUAAACAAAUGUCUUCUGCAGCAGCGGCACUCUCUGCCUGGCUGAGAUACCUGUGUGUGUGUGUGUGUGAUUGGUGGCAUGGAAUGACCAAUGUCUGUGAAGCUGGCACCCUUUCCUGCCAAAAAUGUCAGAUAAAACAUCCUUUGUGGGGGCUGCUGCUGCUGGAACUCAAAUAAGCGGCCAUGUAUCCCAAAUUGCCACUGAGACUGCUACUGCUUCAGCAUGUGGAGGAGAAGACCCCGGCACAGAACGCUGGCGCACCAAUUCAGUCCUGUCUGGUUAGGAGGCGAAAGUGACGUUUCAACCCCAAAUGCAAAGCAGGUUGCUGCAAGGGAGAGAGCAGGGAAGAGAAAGGGAAGAAGCUGCCAAGUGGAAAAGGAGGGAUGUACUUGCCGUGGCUGCUGCUGCUUCCAUCUUCAUUCAAUUGGGAAAGUUUUUUGGGGUAGAAGCAGCAGCAAAACCCCUUCAUCCUGUAUCACCAUCUCCUCUAACUCGUCUUCAUGCGCCCCAGGCAUUGGGAGGGAUAAAUGGGCAGCCACUACUGCGCUCAACACUACUCCUGUCCAUGUUACCUUUAAAAAAAUGUUUAGUUGUGCUAUUCCAGCAGAGUGCAAUUGUGAUUAUUAUUAUUAUUUUAAAGAAUGCCUGCGGACAAAGUAAGCCCCACGCAAAUACAUAGGCGUUGUGCAGUGCUCCUAUUCAUUUCCUCCUUCACAGACGUUCUGCACUAAGAAAUAAGACGGGAAAGGGGGGAUGCAGGAGGAGGAUGAACCUCUGUAAAAUUCCAUGAAUGAGGCCAGGCAGUUCCACAAUAAAAGUCUGGUCUGGAAACACCUUUCAUUGCAUGAGGCAAGUGGUUCUCUGUGGUAAUGUAGCCUGUUCCCAUAGCUCUAAAGGUGGCAGCUCAGCCCUUAGAAGAGGAAUGGUAGGCCUCUCUCAUUUUGUCAAUGAAAUCUUGCGGUUGUAACACUGGACUAGAAUGUUUAAAGAGAUGGUCUCAACAGAAGACUUUAGCUACAGUGAGGUGCGAGUUUGUAAAAUCCUGAUAUGCGUGUAAAAGUCUUUGUAUGUCAGGGAUGGAUAGAGGCAUCCGAGAAGAAGGAUGUUGUCAAUAGCAGGAUUUAAAUUUGGUGCUUGAAAAUACCAGAUUCUAUGAGUGGAAUAAAGUAGGUAUUUAAUAUUUAUUCAUUUCUUUUUCCUGGCUGUAAUUUUUCUUGUUUCAGUGUUUGAACAUUUGUUAGGAACUCUGGCCAAUGGUGUCCAUAGUGGGCUGAUACAGAUAAUGGAGUUGCUACAUGCAUACUCAGAUUUUACUGAGGUAUGUUUGUGGAGACUGGAAUAGGGGGAAUGAGUUGGCCUCUAAACUUUAUUCCAUAGCACCUGCAAAAGGCAGUGAGUUUUUGCUCAUUUCAGAAGUUCAUUAAAUUUACUAAAGUGGGGGAGAUUCAAAGAGGGAGGAAAAACAAAUAUAAAUAUCACCAACAAGGGUUGUAUCCAAUGUUAGUCUUUCUUAGAAUAGACCCAUUGAAAUGAAUGGAACUUAAGUUAAAAAACUAACAUUGGGUACAACCCAAUAUAACAUAAAUUAAUAAAUAAUACCAUAUAUAAUGGGCAGUAUCCAAUGCUGCCCUUGUGCUAGCUAGUGGGAAUAAUGGCUAGUGUAAUGGGAAACUUGUGCUUGAUAGUGCAACUAGAAACUAGCCCAAACUAGCGUUUCCAGAACAGGAAAAGUCAGGUUCCGGAAAUGCUUAUUUGAGCUAGUUUCUGGUUGCGCUAUUCAGUGCUGGUUUCCCAUUGCAUUAGCAGUCAUUCCUCCUAGUGUAAUGUGGUUGGCGUUGGUAGACUGCCAGUGUUGGAUACUGUCCAAUAUAUUAUACGUAUUACAAAAUAACUCAAUAAAAUUAGACAAAAUUGCUUCAAGGUCCUCUUCCUUGCCCCUCUAUUGAAAAAAGAGCUAGUUCAAGUGUCAAUAAAGAACACAAAUCUACUUUUUGACUCUACCAGUCAGAAGCGUUUGGAAUUCUAAUGCAGCCGGAGCAACACAAUCGGAAAGAUUUGGGCUCCUGUUGUUGCUCCAACUCUAAUUCAGCAUCGUUUCCUGACACCAUUUGAACGGCAAAGGAAACAGAAUCCUUCCUUUUCUCUGCCUUCACCACUACCCAGAGAAAUAGACAGAACCCACCCUAUUUGUGGGUGCAGGGCCCUUGAUUCGGUUUUUUUUUUAAAAAAACGUAUCCCAUGCUAGCAUCCUAAUCUGGAUUAGGGCAGUGCACCUACUCAUGAGUAAACAUGAAAAGACAGCUGCUAGACACAAGUUUAAAACAAUGCCUGCUUUAGCCCAGAAUUAUUCUGUAGCUAAUCUUUGAGAUCCUUCUAUUAGUUUUCCUGAUUUCUACACAAAUAGCCCUGCUUUUUUUUCUGUGCUACUCUGAAGUCCUAUUGAGUUAAAUAGAAUUUACUCCCUAGAAGGUGCAGAGGAUUGCAGCCCCAUCAAAGUGAAUGCACUUUAACUUCAUUGCGCUGCUGGCUCCUGUUCUUGUUCUGUCGCUUUCAACAAGGCUCUGUUGUAAUUGACUCGCUAUAGCCCAAGCAAGCUUUGCAGGUUGCUUGGGCUGCAGUUCUGCCAGCAGGUGGCAACAGGAAACUGCCUUCCCAAUAUGACAAGCUGUGUAAGAGCUGGGAAGUCCCUCUGGGUUUCAAACUUCCCUGCUGCCAAUGUGAAACCACGCGCUUGGCUAAGCCGCACCACAUCCACUACCCAAACAAGCUCCUUUCUCCCCUUUGCACUGUCCUCUCUCAGCAGGGCCUGCAGCACUUUCCCCAGCUGCUGGUACAGGAAGUUGCGGUAGUACUCCGCCUGUUUGCAUCUAGUGGGGUAGUUACUGAUUAACAAAGAGGCCUGUGAUGACUUCAUUUUUGCCUUUAAAAUCCAGUUGAACUGGAGCUGCCGCUGUAUAGAUGGGGGAUUGGUGCAAAAGCGAGCUUAUUGCAACCUGGUUUUAAAUGUUGAAAAUGAAUUGAAGGCUGCUCCUUCAUUCUAGAGCAGCAUGGAGCUCUAUGGAGCAGACUGGUCCCCUCCAGAUGGGCUGGACAACUCCCAGCGUGAUAGCUGAGGGUGAUGAGAUGUCUGUCUGGAGGGUGACUGCUCUGUUGAAUGUAAGAGGUACCCUUUACUUCUGCAUAUACAGACUCCUUAAAACAGAAGCCUUUCCGUCAUGUGCACUCUAUAAUUCUCUCCAUAAGUGUGCAACGCAAACUCUCCAUGGAAGCUGGGCCUGAGUGUAAUAGGAAUAGCACACCUUCCCCCGGCAACAACGUGUGUACAAACACUUAACGGGGAAGGGAGUCCUUGGCUUCUGAGGCAACCUCAGAGAUCCAGCAAGCUGAAAAAUUGCACAUGAGCCUCUAGGGCCUGGGACUUGUGGGAGAAACCCCUUAACAGGCACAGGAAAUCGCGUUAAUAGCCAGACUGGAGCUACUCUGGAGCCAAAGGGAACUUCCAGAUGGAGGGCUCCCAUCAAAAGGCUUUGUUCGGCUCUUCCGACUUAACAGAGUUAUCAUAGUAAUAAAAAAGAUGGAAGAAGCAGUGGGAGAACAUGGGAAGAUAUCAUAUGGAUCCUCUAUACAAUUCUGUGAAUGAGACCGGGCAGUUGCAAGAUAAGAGCCUCGUCGGGGAGCACCAUAAGAAGACAUUGAAAUAUUUUGGGUACCUUCCAGAUGGCUCAACAUGCUGGACACCAGAGCACCUGGAAGAAGUGGAAGGGAUGGUGGAAAUCAGCCAAAUUCCAGAUACUUCUAUAUAUGCACAGGCCUAUUACUUCUUUUGUAUACUUUGAGUGCAUAUGACCUCUUAAUCUGGCCUAUGCUCCACUCUGCGAAUGUUCCCACAAUCUUAAGGUGCUAUCUAUGUAUGUUUAGACGAGAAAAAAAGUAUUACAACUUUUGGCUGGGGCAUGCUGGGAGUUGUAGGACUUUUCUGGCUGGCUGGGGCAUGCUGGGAGUUGUAGGACCUUUUUGUCUUUUUGCAUAGCGAUGUGGGUUUAAUUGCUGAGAUGGCCCUUAACGAGACAGGCCUCUCUUGUUUGUAAGCAUUCCUGUUGUCCCAAGGGACUGCAGGAGCAUGGGGAGUUUCAGCCUUAUCCCUACCAAGUUGCCAAAUUUCUGUCAUUAUUAGCCAUCCAGCACAUUUAAGGAAUGAUAACCCUGUGCUCGUCAAACCCACUUUAAAAUUUUGCCAUCAGAGGAAUGAGAUUUGUUGGAAGUUGCGAGGAGAAUUUAUAGUUCAGUAUUGCCUUGGGGGCUGUAAUCCUUCUCUUUGAACUUAGGUUCUGUACCUGCACAGCGUAUCGAACAUGAUGUAUUCAAUCUGCUGGAUGCAUUGAGGAAGAGUUGGGGGCCUGAGAGAGAGAACAUCCAAAGUCCAUUAAACGACUGAGAAGACUUUAAAUCCAUCUUCCUUGGAUAUAAAUGUGAAUAACCAACUUUCAUGGGCUUCACGGCUUAAAGCCGCAGCAGAUGAAUGUGGGCCUCAUCAACGAAACCAAGAUGUCCGAGUAAG
Molecule: messenger RNA, 7711 nt
Organism: Elgaria multicarinata webbii
Lineage: Eukaryota; Metazoa; Chordata; Lepidosauria; Squamata; Anguidae
Exons: 6
Coding region: 64-1257 (397 amino acids)
Biological process (GO): protein dephosphorylation; negative regulation of MAPK cascade
Cellular component (GO): cytoplasm
Molecular function (GO): MAP kinase tyrosine phosphatase activity; MAP kinase tyrosine/serine/threonine phosphatase activity; protein tyrosine/threonine phosphatase activity
Source: RefSeq, a predicted model, not a curated record